GGCACGCUGGGGCGUGUAGUUCUCACUGGCUCCGGGUGCUCAGGUGUCGUAGGGAAAGUUGGUCUCGGAGAACUACAGCCGCCCUGGACGCGCCUUAACCCCCUCCUUCCACGCUGCAUUCUGGGAAAUGUAGUUUGUUCUGAGCCCGAGCCAAGCACCUUCUUCCGUAGACCUACCACACUUUAGGGAAGUGUCUGUUCAGUUCCAUCGCCCCAGGUUCAGACUUGGGGGCCUCCUCAAGGAGUGUGUUUUGGCUGAUUUCCCGAACGCGUUGUAAGCACCGCGAAGGUAGCAGGAGCUCUGUAGCAAUGGAUAAAUUCGUCAUUAGAACGCCUAGACCUCAGAAUAGCCCUCAGAAGAAAGAUCCCGGAGAAAGGAUUUACAAGCAAGCCACGAUUGAAUCUUUGAAGAGAGUUGUGGUUGUAGAAGACAUAAAAAGAUGGAAAAAUAUGCUGGAGCUUCCUGAUCAAACCAAAGAAAAUCUGGUUGAAGUCUUACAAGAAUUGAAAAAGAAACUGCCUUCCAGGGAAGUGUUAAAAUCAACACGGAUAGGGCAUACUGUAAACAAGAUGCGUCGACAUUCAGAUUCAGACGUGGCUUGUCUUGCCAGUGAAGUUUACACUGAAUGGAGAACUUUCAUUAAAGAACAUACGAAUAGACCUUCUAUUGAAGUCCGAAGCGAUUCCAAAACUGAGACACUUAGAAAAAGUGCCCAGAAACUACUCUCAGAAGCCUUGGAAUUAGAGAUGGAUCACCUACUGGUUGAAAAUAUUGAGCAGGAAACGUUUCAUCUCUGCUCCCGCCUCAUUAAUGGGCCGUACCGGCGGACGGUGAGGGCCCUGGUCUUCACAUUAAAGCACCAAGCAGAAAUCCGGGCUCAGGUGAAGAACGGCUCACUGCCGGUCGGCACGUUUGUACAAACCCACAGAAAGUGACCCGAGGAUGGUUCCAACCCAGGGCUGGGCAGAUAGGAAAAGGGGGUCUCUCCCUGCAAUUCAAAGACUCUUUUGAGUUUGGUGGAGGGCUGCUGCUGGCUGUGCUGGAGUCUCCCAUGGUGUCAUGCUUCACAUGGAGGAUACAGGAGGAACCCAUCUGGAGAGGCUUCAUUAGCUCUGGGGCCGGCCUAACGGACGUGUGCUGGCUGUCACUAGGAAGCGCCUCUCCAUUGCUGUCACCCAAUGCAGUGAAAGGGUGGCGAAUUUCACUGUGAGUGUGCCAAGGACACCUCUAAGCCUCCCCCACAUCAGGCAGAUGAAGUUACUACUUUAUUUCACCACCCUGCAGGUAGCUGAAACUCAAUUACCACAGCCGUUCACUCGGUUCCAUCCCCCUGAGUUUAGAUGGCUCCCGUGCCUCUCAGAACUCCCCGGUCUGUUCUCUUUGCUCUACCCCAGGGGUGAGCCCGCCAGAGCCAGCCACUACCCCCUUCUUUCCAGAAAUCACUUAUCUGAACACUUCAGCUCUCCCUGGAAGACCUUCUGCCUUGGUCUCUUGAGCCCUCCUGCUGGGGUUUCUAAUGAGGAACUGGCCUGAAGCAUCCCCAAGCCUUGAGGUUUAUUUGAAUGUCUGGAUUUUAGAGCUGAGUAGGAGAUACAUAAUGAAAUUUCUCUCAAAAUGAACUACUGUAGUAGGGAAGAAAUGCACACACAGAUAGAUGUAUUUUUUAAAAGGUAUACCUGUGUGGGGGUCUGCUUAACAAUUAUGUAGAUGGGACUUUAUUUUAAAGUAAAAAUAAACUGGGAGUUUCUGCCCCAAAAGCAAAA
Molecule: messenger RNA, 1763 nt
Organism: Erinaceus europaeus (western European hedgehog)
Lineage: Eukaryota; Metazoa; Chordata; Mammalia; Eulipotyphla; Erinaceidae
Gene: TCEANC2
Product: transcription elongation factor A N-terminal and central domain containing 2
Exons: 5
Coding region: 309-935 (208 amino acids)
Biological process (GO): DNA-templated transcription
Cellular component (GO): nucleus
Source: RefSeq, a predicted model, not a curated record